CGGUCGGACGGCUUCCUCGCCGUGCGAGACGGCUCCGGAAGGCCGUCUCUGCGUCGUGCCCGCUCCUUGCUCAGCCCGCACGACCCCUGCAGCAGCUCACUCAUCGAUAAGUUUAAAGCGACACGUGAUAUGCCCGCUGGCCAGGUGACCAUGCCGGCAUCAGCGCCCGCGGAUAAGGGCACCAAAGGCGACGGGGACGACGGCGGCCAGACCAAGAAACAGGACAACAGCAAGGAGGGCGCCGUCAUGGCUGCGCCCAAGGACCAGAACCAGACCGGCGUGCAGCAUGGUCUGGAGGAGAUCGAGAAGUUCAUCGGCAACACCCCCAUCAUGAAGCACCUAAUGCGGCGCGGCCCGAGCCAGCACCACCAGCCCAUGCCGCCGGCUGCAGCCGCGGCACCGCCCAAGGGCGACAAGUCGGCGGCCAAGAAGAAGGGCGGAUGGCUCAAGAACAUCAAGUCAGUCGCCACCACCAUCGGCUUCAUCCAAGACAAUGGUAAGCCGGUCCCCGCCGGCAUGGCCACAGGCGCAGCCCCCAGUACGGGCCCCGCCAGUGCAGCCGUUCCACCUUCCUCCUCCUCGACGUCCACGGAGAAGCUCAAGGUUCAAAACUAUGGCAAGUCGAGCAAGGAGCUCACUGGAUUGUACAUGUCCCAGGAGAUCCAGGCGCACGAGGGAUCCAUAUGGAGCAUCAAGUUCAGCGCGGACGGGCGGCGGCUGGCGAGCGCCGGCGAGGACUGCCUGGUGCGCGUGUGGGAGGUGGUGGAGACCAGCGCGCCGCCGAGCUCCGUGCCGCAGGACGGGUCCCUGCCCCCUCUGCCCGGCGGGGCGGACGGAUCGUCGCAGGCGCCGGGGCUGUCCAAGAAGUCGACGACCAAGGGCGGCAAGACCGCGCUCCCGGAGCACCUCGUGGUCCCCGACAAGGUGUUCGCGCUGGCCGAGCAGGCGCUGUGCGUCCUGGAGGGGCACGAGGACGACGUGCUGGACCUCACCUGGUCCAAGUCCGAUCAGUUGCUGUCGUCGUCCAUGGACAAGACGGUGCGGCUGUGGGACACGGCGAGCAAGGCCUGCCUCAAGAAGUUCUCGCACAGCGACUACGUGACGAGCAUCCAGUUCAACCCGGUGGAUGACCGGUACUUCAUCAGCGGCUCGCUGGACGCCAAGGUGCGCCUGUGGAGCAUCCCCAACCGGCAGGUCGUCGACUGGACCGACGUCAACGAGAUGGUCACCGCCGCUUCCUAUUCCCCCGACGGCCAGAGCGCUAUCAUCGGCUCGCACCAAGGAAGCUGCCGGUUCUACAAGACAGCAGACUGCAAGAUCAGCCCGGAGGCACAGAUCGACGUCCAGUCCAAGAAGCGCAAGUCGCAGGCCAAGAAGAUCACCGGAUUCCAGUAUGCCCCGGGGAACCCGUCGGAAGUGCUGGUCACCUCCGCCGACUCGCAGAUCCGCGUCUUCGACGGCGUCACCAUGGUCCAGAAGUUCAGAGGAUUCAAGAACACGAGCAGCCAGAUCGCGGCGGCCUACACCUCGGACGGGCGGUACGUGGUGUGCGCGAGCGAGGACUCGCACGUCUACAUCUGGAGGACCACCCGGAGCGCGCCCGCCGCGGCGGCCAUCGGCAUCGGCAUGAAGCCCAAGACGUGGUGCACCAUCCGCUCCUACGAGAACUUCUACUGCAAGGACGUCUCCGCCGCCAUCCCGUGGACCCACUCGCCGUCCCUGCCCGGCAGCCCCAAGUCGCACCCGGGCGCCGUGUCGUGCAACGACGACGUGUGCAGCAUGGCGAGCCACGCCGCCAAGCCGGACGUGAGCAAGAGCGGCGAGCUGAGCAGCCCCGCCGCGCCGUCGCCGCACUCGGGCCCGCUAGACACGCCGUCGUCGCGGCCCGCCAGCAAGACCGGAACCAACGCCCCGGACAGCGGCAACGCGUGGGGCUUGGUGGUGGUCACGGCGACCUUGAGCGGCGAGAUAAAGGUGUACCAGAACUUCGGGACGCCCUUCAGGAUCAAAGGCCAGGGAAAUCUGUUUUACUGAUCCGCUCAGCCUAAUCCUUGCAAAUUUAAUUAGCAAAUGCUAUGCGGACGUAACAUGACUUGGUGACUCGUUUUCACGAUCUUGUGUGCGACUCGUUUCAGCUAGAUUAUUAGUGUAAGUGUAACGAGUUUUGGGCAUAGGAAGUAGGAUGUGUUCCACGCUUCUUUUAUCUUUAUCUUUACCUCUUUACGUAUUAAUAAAGCAGCUAUCGCUUCUGGUCGUCCGUCAUUACAAUUACCCUCUA
Triticum urartu is the source of this 2278-nucleotide messenger RNA. NCBI's taxonomy places the organism in Eukaryota, Viridiplantae, Streptophyta, Magnoliopsida, Poales, Poaceae. The record is from RefSeq and is a predicted model, not a curated record.